Molecule: messenger RNA, 1960 nt
Organism: Brassicogethes aeneus
Lineage: Eukaryota; Metazoa; Arthropoda; Insecta; Coleoptera; Nitidulidae
Source: the annotation of a GenBank genome assembly
AUAUUUGGGGAAUAAUUAAGAUGUCUAAGGAUAAAGGAAUUCUUUUAAGAGUUCAAUCCUCAGAGGGUACAAAGCGACUGGAAAUAAGCCAAUCAGCGACCACUUGCCGCCUAUAUGAGAGCAUUUAUGAGCUGUUCGAACUGAACAGUUACACAUUUUCUUUGUUCAAAGAAAAGAACAAGAAAAGUGAAGUGGUCAGCAGUAAAACUAACACAGUGCGUAAUGCAGGGCUCCGACAUGGCGACAUGAUUUAUUUGGCUUCCAAUGAUGGGUCUACAUUGUUUCCUAGUACUGUAAGUAGCUCGUCUAAUAAUAAUCAGCACGGGGAACCACUCGAAGAGCCUGUACCUUCAACCAGUUCAGGUUUUUCAGGUUCUAGACCAAAUUCUAGCAGAGCUGCAGUGAGAAGUUCCAUUGCUGUUAAGGAAGAUGAUGUUGAUGUUCAGUUAUAUAAACUUGAUGGAAAGGUUGAGAGGGAAAGAGACGACAAACUGUGUCGUCAUAACGCAAACUCCAGAUGUGUUCACUGUUCCCCGUUGGAGCCCUACGACGAGGCCUAUUUGCGCGAGCACAACAUCAAGCACCUCUCGUUUCACUCGUACAUCAAAAAGCAAACUUCUGGGGUCGAUAGGGGCAAAUUUUUGGCUCUGGACGAUAUCUCUUGCAGAAUUAAAGAGGGGUGCAAAGAUCAUCCUCCAUGGCCCAGAGGCAUCUGCUCCAAAUGUCAGCCGAAUGCUAUCACACUCAAUCAACAAGUUUAUCGUCAUGUCGAUAACGUUGCAUUUGAAAAUACCAAUUUGGUGGAGAAGUUUUUGAAUUAUUGGCGCACCACGGGUCUACAGAGAAUUGGAUUUAUGUAUGGAACUUAUGAAGUUCACAGUGAUGUACCUUUAGGUAUCAGAGCCAACGUGGUCUCGAUCUACGAGCCGCCGCAAGACAGCACCCGCGACUCGGUGCGCCUGCUGCCGGACGACCGCGAGGAGACGGUCGAGUCGCUGGCCUCGGCCUUGGGCCUGCGACGAGUCGGCUGGAUCUUCACCGACCUCGUGGCCGAGGACGUGUCCAAAGGCACCGUCAAGCACACCAGGAACAUCGACAGCCACUUCCUGUCGGCGCAGGAGUGCAUCAUGGCCGGCCACUACCAGAACAUGCACCCAAACGCCACCAAGUUCUCCUCGAGCGGCUGCUUCGGCUCCAAGUUCGUCACAGUCUGCGUGACAGGGGACAAAACCAAUCAGGUUCACAUGGAGGGCUAUCAGGUGUCGAGCCAGUGCAUGGCUUUGGUGCGCGAUAAUUGCUUGCUACCAACCAAAGACGCCCCGGAGUUGGGCUACAUCAGGGAAUCGUCCGAUAAACAGUAUGUUCCUGAUGUUUACUAUAAGGAAAAAGAUUCUUAUGGCAACGAAGUGUCUCGUUUGGCGCGCCCUCUGCCGGUGGAGUACUUGCUAGUCGACGUGCCGGCCUCCACCCCGGUGAAUCCCACGUACACUUUCAACGGCGACGUCUCGAAGCAGCCGUUCGCCAUAGAAAACCGCUUCGUCGACGGGCACAUACAGGACUUCCAAUCGCUCACCAACUACUUGGCGCAGUUCGCCUUCAACGAGUUCUACCUCGCGAUCAACGACUUCCAUCUGCUGCUCUACAUCGCCACGAUGGACAUGCUGCCCAUGAAGGAGUACAUGGGGCCCCUGCUGCAGGCGCUGAGGACCAAGGACCGCGCCGCCGCGGAGGAGUGGUCCAGGUCCGAGCACUGGGCCACCUUGGAGCAGCUGAUCGCGGCCAGCUCACCCCCGCCGUCGAGGCCCGGAAGCGUCGCCUCCGGAAGCAUAGCCUCGGCGUCCGUCGGGUCUCCGGGAGGAGAGGCUAGAUGGACCUGCCCUUUUUGCACCUUCCUGAACCAGGCGGAUCACCAGAACUGCGAGAUGUGCAACUUGCCGCGAUCAAACAGAACUCACUAAGG